Messenger RNA from Aegilops tauschii subsp. strangulata, 1026 nucleotides. Its product is annotated as F-box protein At1g52495-like. NCBI's taxonomy places the organism in Eukaryota, Viridiplantae, Streptophyta, Magnoliopsida, Poales, Poaceae. Gene Ontology annotation, molecular function: protein binding. The record is from RefSeq and is a predicted model, not a curated record.
AUGGCGGAUGCCACGAGCGCAGGAGCGACGCCUCUCCUCCCUGGCCUCCUCGACGACGUCGUAAUCUGUGAGAUCCUUGUCCGCCUGCCCCCCAAAGCCAUCCUCCGCUGCCGCGCCGUCAGCCGUGCCUGGCGCCGCACCACCUCCACCCGCGACUUCCUCCUCGCCCACCACGCCCGCCAGCCCGCCCUCCUCAUCACCUCCGGCCACAGUUACGGCGGCCGCCUCCACGACCGAGACCUCAUCACCUACGACCAUCGGGCCGCCGACGCCCAGCUGCAACACGUCGCCCAGCUUGACGAGAGGGACUGUGGCCUGGUGGCCUCCUGCGACGGCCUCCUCCUCAUCUCACAUAACAGGUACAGCAAGGAUGCCUGCUCCUCCAUCUACAACCCAGCCACUCAUCAACACGCUCCCAUGCCUGCGCUUUGUGACUUCAAGGUCCGUUGCACGGUCUUGGGGAUGUAUCGGCACCACCCUCCCGGCGAGUACCCGAUACUAUGUUUACGGAGGGAGUACAUCUUUGCAUUGGACUCCGUCCAGCCGUUGAGGAACAUCAGGUGCCCGCCGGAGGUUGAGCAAGUGCUUUUACACCGUGAGGCUACGGCAGCUGUUCUGUUUCGUGGCAACCUGCAUUGGCACAUAGAACAAAAUGAGACUGAAAGCAACAUGAUGGUGAUCUUCAACACCACAGCUGAGUCGUUCCGGCAGAUGCAUGCUCUGGUUGUUCUGGCUUAUAAAAAUGAUCUUGCCUACGCGGACUUGUUUGACAUGGAUGGCGUGCUUGGCAUGUUUAGUUGUAAUGGGGCCGCGAAUACCAUUGAUAUCUGGGUGUUGCAGGACUAUGAAAGCGAGGUCUGGACCUUCAAGUGCAAGAUUGAAUUGCCGGUCACUGAGAUCAAGGUGUUGUGUGGAGAACCUGACAAUUGUUGGCAUGCGGUAGUCAUGUCUGUGGAUGGUGAGUUGCUUGUGCUAGUCCAGUAUGCCGAGUGGCUACUUCAGAUUGACAUGGAUGAUCCACCAUAA